Tachyglossus aculeatus (Australian echidna) is the source of this 1478-nucleotide messenger RNA. It is a transcript of the gene RARG, whose product is annotated as retinoic acid receptor gamma. The record is from RefSeq and is a predicted model, not a curated record. Lineage: Eukaryota; Metazoa; Chordata; Mammalia; Monotremata; Tachyglossidae. Gene Ontology annotation, molecular function: nuclear glucocorticoid receptor binding; nuclear receptor activity; RNA polymerase II cis-regulatory region sequence-specific DNA binding. Gene Ontology annotation, biological process: cellular response to corticotropin-releasing hormone stimulus; retinoic acid receptor signaling pathway; regulation of transcription by RNA polymerase II. Gene Ontology annotation, cellular component: transcription regulator complex; nucleus. The transcript is spliced from 8 exons. Bases 1 to 1398 code for a protein of 465 amino acids.
AUGGCGGCCAACAAGGAGCGCCUCUUCGUGGCGGGGGCCCUGGGGCCUGGGCCGGGCUACCCGGGGGCCGGCUUCCCCUUCGCCUUCGCCGGGGGGCUCCGGGGGUCUCCCCCCUUCGAGAUGCUGAGCGCCAGCUUCCGGGGCCUGGGCCAGCCCGACCUCCCCAAGGAGAUGGCCUCGCUCUCGGUGGAGACCCAGAGCACCAGUUCGGAGGAGAUGGUCCCCAGCUCGCCGUCUCCGCCCCCGCCGCCCCGCGUCUACAAGCCCUGCUUCGUGUGCAGCGACAAGUCGUCGGGCUACCACUACGGCGUCAGCUCCUGCGAGGGCUGCAAGGGCUUUUUCCGGCGAAGCAUCCAGAAGAACAUGGUGUACACUUGUCACCGCGACAAAAACUGCAUCAUCAACAAGGUGACGCGCAACCGCUGCCAGUAUUGCCGCCUGCAGAAAUGCUUCCAGGUCGGCAUGUCUAAGGAAGCGGUGCGGAAUGACCGGAACAAGAAGAAGAAGGAAGUAAAGGAGGAAGGGGGCGGCGGGGGCGGCGGUGGCGGCGGCGGCGGCCCACCGGACAACUACCAGCUGAGCCCCCAGCUGGAGGAGCUGAUCGCCAAAGUCAGCAGGGCCCACCAGGAAACCUUCCCCUCCCUCUGCCAGCUGGGCAAGUACACCACGAACUCCAGCGCAGACCACCGGGUGCAACUGGACCUGGGGCUUUGGGAUAAAUUCAGCGAGCUGGCCACCAAAUGCAUCAUCAAGAUCGUGGAGUUCGCCAAACGGCUGCCCGGCUUCACUACCCUCAGCAUCGCGGACCAGAUCACCCUCCUCAAGGCCGCCUGCCUGGACAUUCUGAUGCUGCGGAUCUGCACACGGUACACCCCGGAGCAGGACACCAUGACCUUCUCGGAUGGCCUGACCCUGAACCGGACGCAGAUGCACAACGCCGGCUUCGGCCCCCUCACCGACCUGGUGUUCGCCUUCGCCGGCCAGCUGCUGCCCCUGGAGAUGGACGACACCGAGACCGGCCUGCUCAGCGCCAUCUGCCUCAUCUGCGGAGACCGCAUGGAUCUGGAGGAGCCGGAGAAGGUGGACAAACUCCAGGAGCCCUUGCUGGAGGCGCUCAAACUGUACGCGCGGCGGCGACGGCCCAGCCAGCCCUACAUGUUCCCGCGCAUGCUCAUGAAGAUCACCGACCUCCGGGGCAUCAGCACCAAAGGCGCGGAGCGGGCCAUCACCCUGAAGAUGGAGAUCCCGGGCCCCAUGCCGCCCCUCAUCCGCGAGAUGCUGGAGAACCCGGAGAUGUUCGAGGACAACGGCGACGCCAAGCCCGGACCCCCCAGCGAGGACGACAGUCCCGGCGGCGGCGGCGGCGGCGGCGGCGAGCCCGACGAGGACACCCCCUAAGGAGGGGGCCGCGAGCACGGGGCCGCACGCUCGGGGGGCCCAAGGGAGCGGGCGGCAGACUCUGCCCACCCCUCCCUCCC